GCAGUCCCAGGGUAACGUGAGUUGAACGUUGCAAGUAGGUGGUGUGACUCUCGAGCUGGAACAGGACUUCGGGUCGACCUAGUACGAAGAAGGGGAGUGCCUGCAGCAGGUAAGGGAGAAGAGGGGGUAGUUUCUUUUGGCUCUGGCUGUAGGGAAAGGGGCACAGCUGGGGUGACCCGUGGGUAGUCGGCUCUCUGAAGGAUGGGCCCGGGUGGGAAUGGUUGAUGGUUGAGGUAUGGAGUUGGAGUAACAGAUCCGUUUGGGCUCAGACCGGUAACGCCGAAGAGAAACCAGUUUUCGUCUCCUAAGGAGCGUGGAGAUGAGCAGGGUUAACGUUUUCUGCGCCUCCUUGGGCUUCCAAGGUUGUUUUGAAACUCUCCUCGCUUGGUCCUAUCCGUUUCAUUCAGGACAGUUAGGUUUGGUAGCAGACGGGGCUGGGCGCUGGAAAUGGACCCUGUUCUUCGGCUGGGGGUCACUUGUGCCUUCACCUUUUACAGUUCACGUGCUGAGCCCAUUUGGUGUCGGUGGGCAAGCUUCAAUGGACGUGAGGCCCCUCUUCGAACAGCUAUUUCUCUGGGUUUCCUCAUUUUGCGCAAGGAAUUAUGAUUCAGCUAAAGUUACGGCAGAUGGGUAUUGCCCUGCUUGUAAAGAGAAGGGGAAGUUAAAAGUCUUAAAGACUUACCGAAUUAGUUUCCAAGAAUCUGUCUUUUUGUGUGAAGAUCUGCAGUGCAUCUAUCCUUUGGGCUCUAAAUCACUUAGUAAACUAAUUUCUCCUGAUUCAGAAGAGUGUCAUACUCCAAGUAAGCCUCAAAAAAGAAAGAUCUUGGAAGCCAACUGUAAAGAUUCACUUCUUUUAGCAAAUUCCAAAAAGACUAGAAAUCAUAUUGUUAUUGAUGGUGAACAGAUUUUGAACAGCAAACAUAAUGGAGAAGUAUAUGAUGAAACCUCAUCAAAUUCAAUUAAGACAGCUGAUUCCUUGGAGCAGAAUGAGAUUUUGGAAGCUGAUAUUGUUGACUCAGCUAUUGAAAAAGAUCCUACUACAGUUGAUGUCUCUGGAACUGUGGGAACUUCCCCUCAAAAUGAAGGAUGCACAUCUGAACUGGAAAUGGCAUUGGAGAGCAAACGUACAUCAUUUCACCAAGCUUUAUGUGUCCAGUGGAAAAAUGCUUAUGCUCUCUGUUGGUUAGACUGUAUCCUGUCAGCUUUGGUGCACUUGGAAGGAUUAAAGAACACUGUAACUCAAUUGUGCACUAAGGAGGACUCUGUAUUCUGGCAGCUGUUCACAAAAUAUAAUCAAGCAAAUAAGCUUUUGUAUGCCAAUCAGUUGGAUGGAGUUAAAGAUGGAGAUUGUAAAAUACUUAAUUCAGAAACAUAUGCGAAAAUAAAGACCUGUCUGAAUGAAGUCAGAGAUGAAAUUUUUAGUAGACUUCAGCCCCAGCUUAGAUGCACAUUAGGUGAUAUGGAAAGCCCUGUGUUUGCAUUUCCCUUGCUCUUAAAAAUAGAGCCCCACAUUGAAAAGCUCUUCCUGUAUUCUUUUUCUUGGGACUUCGAAUGUUCACAGUGUGGACACCGCUAUCAAAACAGGUGUAUGAAGAGUUUGGUCACCUUUACAAAUAUCAUCCCUGAGUGGCACCCACUUAAUGCUGCCCAUUUUGGUCCGUGUAACAGUUGCAACGAUAAAUCACAAAUAAGAAAAAUGGCAUUGGAAAAAGCUUCUCCCAUUUUCAUGUUGCACUUCGUACAAGGCUUACCACAGAAUGACUUGCAGCAGUAUGCAUUUCAUUUUGAAGGUUGUCUUUAUCAAGUAACUUCCGUAAUUCAGUACCAAGCAAAUAAUCAUUUUAUAACAUGGAUUUUAGAUGCUGAUGGAAGUUGGUUGGAAUGUGAUGACUUAAAAGGCCUACAUUCUGAAAGGCAUGAGAACUUUGAAGUUCCUGCUUCAGAGAUACAUAUUGUUAUUUGGGAAAGAAAAACAGCUCAAGUGACAGAUAAAGAAGCUGCUUGCCCUCUGCUUAAAAAGUCUAAUGAUCAACAUGUUUUCAGUGAUGAGAAACUAGUGUCUUCAGGUUCCAAUGGUGAGAAAACAGUGUCUUUAGCUUCCAGUGAUGUGAAAUCAGGGUCUGCAGCUUCCAGUGGUGAGAAACCAGUGUCUUCGGCUUUCAGUGAUGAGAAACCAGGAUCUGCAGCUUCCAGUGGUGAGAAACCACUGUCUUCAGCUUCCAGUGAUGAGAAACCAGUGUCUUCACUUUUCAGUGAUGAGAAACCAGUACCUUCAGCUUUGUAUUCUGUGGGUAAUGAUCCCUCAUCUGAAACAACCUCGGUAAUUCACACCACAGUUAUGUCAGUUGCUCCUCAAACUAUUCCACAGGGCAAAGUUGUAGCUCACGGAGAUCAUUUACUUUUAAGUCCAAAAGUUUUGGUUGACAGUAAUAUUUUACCUUUGACACUUGAAGAAACUAUCCAGAAAACUGCCUCAGUUUUUCAGGUUAACUCUGAAGCUUUCCUGUUAGCAAAUAAACCUGUGGCAGAAAAUAUAGGAAUUGUCAAAACAAAUACCUUGCAGUCACAAGAAUCACUGAUGACUUCUACAGUAUCAAGUCCAUGUAAAGAAAAUCUUAUCCAUGACCAGUUUGUGGAUUUAAACUUUCCAUCUCAAGUUGCAAAUACAAGCAUGCAGCCAGUACAGCUGAAUACAGAAGAUGCUGUAAUUGCGGUGUCUGUGGAUAAUAUUCAUGCUGCUGAUCUCAUACAGGAUAUGAAGUCAGUAGAAAUUGAGACCAAUGCUCAGUUAAAACAAUUCCUUACACCAAAAACUGAGAAAUUAAAACCAGAACAAGCUAUAUCUCAGGUAUCUAAUUUGAAGAAAAAAGAAACUGCAGCAGAUGCUCCAAACGUAACAGCUAAGUCAUUACAGAGUCAGUCUGUGAAAGAAAAUCCAAAGAAACCAUUUGUGGGAAGUUGGGUUAAAGGCUUAUUAAGCAGGGGUGCUUCUUUCAUGCCACCUUGUGUUUCAGCUCAUAGUAGAAACACUAUAAGUGAUCUGCAGCCUUCAGUUAAAGGGGCAAAUAAUUUUGGUGGCUUUAAAACUAAAGGAAUAAACCGGAAGGCUAGCCGGGUGUCCAGGAAAUCUAGGGAUACAAGUAAGCCUCCUCCAGUGAGUGGGCCUCCAGCAAGUCCUCCAUCGUCCAGUAGCACUGCUGCUCACCCAUGUGCUAAUACCACUGCUGCUUCCGAAGCUGUGAAGAAGGGUGAAAGGGCCUCCAAUGGAGCUCACCUCAACCACAAUUCUCAUGGAAAUGAAAAUUGUGUUUCUUCAGUAAACCAUGGAGGCUCAGUUGAAGAUCAGAUUCGUAAACUUCGCCUAAAACUUCUUAAAAAACUAAAAGCAAAAAAGAAGAAAUUAGCUGCUCUUACAUCUUCCCCCCAAAGUGGAAAACUUCCAAGUGAAAAUUUAGAAGAAGUGCCCCAGGGUGGGUCUCCAAAUGAUUGUGAAUCUAUAGAAGACUUGUUAAAUGAACUGCAGCAUCAAAUUGAUAUUGCAGAUAAGAAGGCUGGAUGCACCACUGUUUCUGGUGUUUCCCCGUACAGUAGUCAAAGUCAUGAAGAAAUUUUAGCAGAAUUAUUGUCUCCUACAACUGUUGUUUCAACAGAGCUGUCAGGGAAUGGGGAAGCUGACUUUAGGUACUUGGAAAUGGGAGAUAACGCUAUACCAGCUCCAGCACCUGGUGAAUCAAACAGUCUUUCCCAGAACACAUAUCUGGGACAGGAUCAUAUUUAUUGCAGCCCCACCAAGAAAAAUCCAUGUGAAGUGGAACCAGACUCCCUAACAAAUAAUGCCUGUGGUAGAACAUUGAACUUGGAGAGUCCCAUGAAGAAUGAUAUUUUUGAUGAGUUUUUUUCUACUUCAUCAUUAAAUUCUUUAGCAAAUGAUGCAUUAGACUUACCUCAUUUUGAUGAGUAUCUGUUUGAGAAUUGUUAAAUGCCUGUUAACUCUUUAUAAUUACUCUUAGAAAAACUGUGUUUUCAAGUUGUGUUUGUAUACUUGUGUUUAUAGUGUUAAUAGCCAUGAACAAAAUGUAAGCAAUUGAAGGUUUUACCUUUAGUUCUGCCCUUGAAGCAUGUGAUCUGUUUUACAAAUUAUCAAGAAUGUGUCCCCUCAUGAGUUUCAUUUUGUACUUGUAAGAGAAUGAGGAUUUCAGAAUAUUUUUAAAAGAUAAAAGGUGUAUAUUAGUUUCUGGCAGUUGUACAGUUGGAUUCAUCAAAUUGUAAGAUUUAAAAUUUUGGUCACAUUCAGGAGUUUAUAUAAACCUAAGUUGUCGUAUGUGGUAGAUGAAUGCCUGACAGUUUUCCUUAGGGUUGUUUGUAUACUUAUUCUAGUAGAGUGCUGUGGGAUGUAAACUUCCCCCAUACAACCUGUCUCCUUUGUCUCUUUAGAAAGGAUGGCAGAAACCCUUACUACUUAAGUAAUGUUAAAUGAUCAAUAAAUGAUCUUUAAUAGGAAAAAGUAAUCUAUUUUCAUGAUAAUGUGCAAAAAUUUUACAUGUUAUCGCUAUCAUGAAUGCUAUCUUCCCAAGAUGGUUCUAUAACCAAAGUAACACCGUUUAACAUCCUGUUUUGGGAGAGAGUAAUAACCAGCAUGUCUAAGGCUUGCUAUAUGUGGGUUCUGUUAUAUCUGAGACAGAGGCUAAUUCAUUUAAAUUAAAUUCAUUUAAAUUUGAUAUUCCUGUGAGUGAGAUAUUUUUAUCACAUUUUACGAAUAAGAACACUGCACAGCUAAUAAGUUGUGGAGCCAAGACUGAGUAGAUGGUUUAUUAGAGCAGUUGGAAAUGCUGAGCUUAUCAAUGUAUGUUUUACCCCGCGAGCUUUAUUUAUAGUGUGAAUACCCAAACAACACUACUGCUGUAAUGAUUUGAGUUAACAAUAAUUACUGAGGUUUAAGGGUGGCAGUCAGUGGUCUUCGGGUAAAAUACUUUACCAAGGACUUAGUACUUGUUAAUUUAUUUGCCAGUUUUACUCCUAAACCCCCCUGUGUUUUCUGUUUAUAAAAGUAGUGUAAUGUAUUGUAAGGAAAAGCUAAGAAAAUACAAGAAAACACCAAGAAGGGUUUUGAUCAUGCAUUUUAAUCUUACUGAUAACUACUACAAACAUUUUCAAAUUUUAUGCACAUAGACUUUAAAUAAAAGAUCCUCUUGUACCUAUUUGUAUUAUCUGUUUUUACCUAAUGUUUAAUGAGCACUUUUCUGUCUUGUAGUUUUUGACAUCUUUUGAAUAGUUUUAUAAUAAUUACAUUGUACGGAUAACCAUUGUUUCACUAAUCCUUAUAGAUUCUGAGAUGAUUUAUACUAUUUGGCUAUUGUUAAUUGCACAGUAGCAGUUAUCCUGUUAAUAAAUUUUUGCACAGAUUCAAGUUUUAUUUUUUAGGGGUUG
Messenger RNA from Nycticebus coucang (slow loris), 5427 nucleotides. It is a transcript of the gene USPL1, whose product is annotated as ubiquitin specific peptidase like 1. Gene Ontology annotation, molecular function: SUMO binding. The transcript has 8 exons. Gene Ontology annotation, biological process: Cajal body organization; protein desumoylation. NCBI's taxonomy places the organism in Eukaryota, Metazoa, Chordata, Mammalia, Primates, Lorisidae. The record is from RefSeq and is a predicted model, not a curated record. Gene Ontology annotation, cellular component: Cajal body. Bases 320 to 3979 code for a protein of 1219 amino acids.